This is a messenger RNA of Arachis duranensis, 2120 nucleotides long. RefSeq lists its product as uncharacterized. Lineage: Eukaryota; Viridiplantae; Streptophyta; Magnoliopsida; Fabales; Fabaceae. Gene Ontology annotation, molecular function: protein binding. The transcript is spliced from 8 exons. Bases 380 to 1825 code for a protein of 481 amino acids. The record is from RefSeq and is a predicted model, not a curated record.
AUGGUUUAGGCGUUGAGCAGUAUAGUGGAGUCAGAUUCGAAAUACGGAAUUUUGAAAAAGGGGAUCGAAAGAGAGAAGACGACCCAUUGAAUUCGUGGACUCACUUCCCGAUUCUUCAUCUCCUUCCUUCCCUCACUCACUCUCACAACAACACUCACUCGCCAAAACCCUAACCCUUUUCUUUUACCCCUUUCUUCUUUCAAGGGACCUGAGAUCUUAGGGUUCCUUCUUCCUGGCUGCACAUGUUGUAGCGGAAACCACGUUUUCCCCGAAUCAUCGCUGUGUUCCUCCAAUUCACGGUGAUGUGCGAAUUUGGGGUUCGAUUAUUCUGAGAAAAAAAUAAAGAAAGAGAGGGAGUGAGUGUGCUGGUGGUGGUGAUAUGGAAGGUGGGAGGAGGAUUACGGUGAGUCCAAGACCAUGCUGUGGGCGGAGAAUCGUCGCAAAGAAGAGGCCGCGUCGUGGUGGGACGGUGGAUGGGUUCGUAAACAGCGUUAAGAAGCUUCAGAGACGCGAAAUCAGCUCCAAACGUGAUCGCGCUUUCAGCAUGAGCGAUGCUCAGGAGAGGUUUCGGAAUAUCCGCUUGCAGGAAGAAUAUGAUACACAUGACCCAAAAGGUCCUUCGUCUGUGGUAUUGCCCUUUCUAAGGAGAAGAUCCAAGAUUAUUGAGAUAGUAGCAGCACGGGAUAUUGUUUUUGCUCUUGCACAGUCUGGUGUUUGUGCAGCAUUUAGCCGAGAGACCAAUCAAAGGAUAUGUUUCUUGAAUGUCAGCCCUGACGAAGUUAUAAGAAGUCUGUUCUACAACAAAAACAAUGACUCGCUUAUCACAGUAUCUGUCUAUGCAUCUGACAGUUACAGUUCUUUGAAAUGCAGAAGCACAAGGAUAGAAUACAUCAGGAGGGGUAAGCCAGAUGCUGGCUUUGCUCUUUUUGAAUCGGAGUCUUUGAAGUGGCCAGGUUUUGUUGAAUUUGAUGAUGUAAAUGGGAAGGUACUCACAUACUCUGCACAAGAUAGCAUAUACAAGGUAUUUGACCUUAAAAACUAUACAAUGUUGUACUCCAUUUCGGAUAAAAAUGUCCAAGAGAUUAAGAUCAGUCCGGGGAUCAUGUUGUUGAUUUUUGCUAAAACAAGUAGCCAUGUCCCGCUGAAAAUUCUCUCAAUAGAAGAUGGUACUGUCUUGAAAUCGUUCAACCAUCUCCUUUGUCGGAAUAAGAAGGUGGAUUUUAUUGAGCAGUUCAAUGAAAAGCUACUUGUCAAGCAAGAAAAUGAGAACCUUCAGAUUCUUGAUGUGAGGACUUUCGAUCUAACAGAAGUUAGCAGAAGUGAAUUUAUGACACCAUCUGCCUUUAUCUUUCUCUACGAGAAUCAACUAUUCUUGACAUUUCGAAAUAGGACUGUGGCUGUGUGGAACUUCCGUGGUGAGCUUGUUACUUCUUUCGAGGAUCACCUCUUGUGGCAUCCUGACUGCAAUACAAACAAUAUAUAUAUAACGAGUGAUCAGGAUCUCAUCAUAUCCUACUGCAAAGCUGAUUCUGAAGAUUCAUUGACCGAAGGAAAUGCAGGCUCCAUCAAUGUUAGCAACAUCUUAACUGGCAAGUGCCUUGCCAAAAUAAGAGCAAGCAAUAGCUUCCCAAUUGAGAAUGAAUGCAGUUGCGGUGAUGAUUGUUCGGGUAGCCGUUGUAACUCAAAGAAGCGAAAGCAUUCCUCCAAAAUUAGGAGCACAGUUGCAGAGGCCUUGGAAGAUAUUACUGCCCUCUUCUACGACGAAGAGCGCAAUGAGAUCUACACGGGCAAUAGGCAUGGUCUAGUUCAUGUCUGGUCUAACUGAUGUAUUGUUCAAUUUAUUGUUGGCUUGCUCUUUCCUAUUGGUUUUUGUUCAUGAGUACGUUGAUUGCUUAAUCUACUAUUAGAACUUUCGGCAGCUGUAACCUUUAAGUGGUCUUUGUAUCAUUCAAUUUUUUCCCCACUUAUUUUUUAAUGUCAUCUACGCGUUAGGUAAGUUUGUUAUGUGUAGUGGUAACAAAUGUCUAUUAAGUCAUGUCCCAUGCUGGUAACUCGCCGGAUGUUGCGUUUGUUGUAAUCUAUAUUUCUAAUAUUUACUUCAAUAGAGCGGCUUCUGUGUA